AUGCGGUUGCUAUGGAUUCGUUUCGUCUGCUAGAAUAAUGGUUGACUUUGAUAGUGUCGAAUCUGUCGAAAUCAAUUUACUGUCAAACUCAAACAACCAGCAAAAGAAUAUAGAUGAUUGCAUGAGGGUUGUCUUUUGCAAGAUCUUUUGGGUAUUAUUGUGAGACGUGUAGUUUGAUCUAUUUAUCGGAACGAAAAUGAAAUUCGCCGAGCAUUUGACAGCUCAUAUUACUCCAGAAUGGAGAAAACAGUACAUUCACUAUGAGGAUAUGAAACAGAUUCUCUAUCAGGCUAUGGAACAAGCUCCAUCAGCCGAAGUUGUGGAGCCUGAAGUUAUUGCAAGAUAUUAUGCAAAAUUUGAUGAACAGUUCUUUACAUAUUGUGACAAGGAAUUAGCCAUGAUAAACACCUUCUAUUCUGAAAAAUUUGCUGAGGCAACCAGGAAAUAUGCAGCCCUUAAGAGUGAACUAGCAGUUUCCAAAAAUAACAAUGGACAGGGUGGAGAAAAAGCCAAUAAAUUGGGAAGAACACUGAGGCGUAGCAACAAACAACCAGUCAUGAAAAUAUCAGACCUUAAGCUGGCCUUCAGUGAAUUCUACCUCAGCUUGAUUCUUCUUCAAAACUAUCAGAAUUUGAAUUUCACUGGGUUUCGCAAAAUCCUCAAAAAACAUGAUAAACUUAUUCAGACUAGUGCCGGAGCAAAAUGGCGAACGGAACAUGUAGAACAAGCACACUUUUAUACGAACAAGGACAUAGACAAACUUUUGAGCGAAACAGAAGCUACUGUUACCCACGAACUUGAGGGUGGUGAUCGUCAAAAAGCCAUGAAACGUUUGCGAGUACCUCCUCUAGGGGAAAGAAAGUCGGAUCUGACUACAUUGAAGGUUGGAUUCUUCACGGGCGCUUUUGUUUGCCUGUUCGUCACAAUGGUUGUUUCAGGUAUGCUUAUUAAUGUGUCAAACUCGCUCGGAAUUUUCAUUACGUGGAUUUUAAUUCUUCAUUUAGCUAUUUUUCACAAUAGCCAGGAGAACAAUUGGCGGAUUAUAGUUCGAUUGUAUCGUGGACCGAUGCUAAUUGCUUUGUUUCUUUUUUUCAUGGGGCUCAAUGUCCAGGGAUGGCGUAAAUCAGGCGUAAAUCACGUUCUGAUUUUCGAAUUGGAUCCGCGCCACCACUUGACAGAGCAACAUUUACUUGAACUUGCCUCUGUUCUGGGUGUCCUAUGGACCCUCUCCGUAUUAGCCUUCCUUUAUAGCAAAUUCCUCGGCAUUCCGCCCUAUGUCAAUCCGCUGGCGCUUGCGGUUAUCAUGGUCCUUUUCUUGCUGAAUCCUACAAGAACAUUUGUUCACGAAGCACGCUUCUGGUUUCUUCGUAAACUGGGCAGAGCUCUCUGUGCGCCAUUCUUUUUUGUCGGCUUUGCCGAUUUCUGGCUGGCAGAUCAACUAAACAGUCUUGUGCCAGUGCUACUAGAUUUUCAGUAUAUGAUCUGCUUCUACGCCACCAACGAAGGCAACUGGUACACAGCCACAGAUUACAACAAGUGCGUUGACAAGACAUGGUUUAUACGUCCAGUUGUUGCCUGCUUGCCAGCCUAUCUACGAUUCGCUCAAUGUUUACGCCGAUAUCGUGAUACUAAAGAAAAAUUUCCCCAUCUGGCUAACGCCGGGAAGUAUACCACAACCUUCUUCGUUGUCAUAUUCUCAACACUCUAUCACACAUACGAAGCCGAUGGUGUCGACAAAAACUCGAAUUAUCCAUUCUUCUAUACGUGGAUAGUCUUCUCAUUCAUUAGUUCCAUCUACGCCUACAUAUGGGACAUGAAGAUGGAUUGGGGUCUCUUCGAUAGCAAUGCUGGUGACAACACCUUACUGAGAGAGGAAAUUGUCUAUUCGCAUGUGGCGUACUAUUACUUUGGCAUCAUUGAAGAUUUUGUGCUGCGCUUCGGUUGGGCGUUCUCUCUUUCGUUAACCGAAAUGGGCUAUAUCCACGGUGAUUUGAUGCUAUCCAUUUUAGCUCCACUGGAAGUAUUUCGGCGCUUCGUUUGGAACUUUUUUCGACUGGAGAACGAACAUUUAAACAACUGCGGUAAAUUUCGAGCCGUACGAGAUAUCUCGAUCGCCCCAAUGGAUGCAUCCGAUCAGGCCGCCAUCCUCAAGAUGAUGGACGAGCCAGAUGGAGUUGUGAAUCGUAGGGUACGUAAGAAAACAGUUGGCAGUCAACCGGCGGCCGGAGGUUCAUCCAUCACCCAAAAAGACACCGUAGUACGUUUUCAGAACAUAAAAAUUUCGUCAGCCGCAGAAUCCAUAGGCGAAGAAUCCGGGACAGAGAGAGGUUAAUAUCUCUCAGCCGAAUUUAAAUUGUAUAGUCGCGGCGAAAGAAGUGUCAUAAACAGUAUACCCCAA
Messenger RNA from Daphnia magna, 2398 nucleotides. Its product is annotated as xenotropic and polytropic retrovirus receptor 1. NCBI's taxonomy places the organism in Eukaryota, Metazoa, Arthropoda, Branchiopoda, Diplostraca, Daphniidae. The transcript has 11 exons. The coding region runs from base 197 to 2332 and encodes 711 amino acids. Gene Ontology annotation, cellular component: plasma membrane; Golgi apparatus; cytoplasm. Gene Ontology annotation, biological process: phosphate ion transport; cellular response to phosphate starvation. The record is from RefSeq and is a predicted model, not a curated record. Gene Ontology annotation, molecular function: inositol hexakisphosphate binding.